AUGGUCGAGGAUAAGGCGGAGACCAAAGCUCCUGCUUCUACAGUGGCAGACGAUGGAAUGGACAGAAAGACUUUGUUCGUGCGUUCUGUACCAUUUGAAGCUACUUCUGAAGAGCUUUCUGAGUUCUUCUCGCAAUUUGCACCAGUGAAACAUGCCGUUAUCGUAAAUGACGCUAACCAAAAGUCAAGAGGGUUUGGUUUUGUCUCAUUCACCAUGGAUGACGAUACCAUUACUGCUUUAGCUGAAGCUAGAAAAACCAAAUUUCAGAACAGAUUAUUGAGAGUGGAUAUCGCAAAAAGAAGAGACAGAAAGGACAAGGAACAAAAGACACCAGAACCAGUCGAACCACCAGUGGAAAAGAGAAGAUCGAGAUUGAUCAUUCGUAAUCUUCCAUGGUCAUGUAAGAAACCAGAUGUGUUGAAGAAGAUUUUCUCUAAAUACGGUGCCGUUUUUGAUGCUUAUAUCCCCAAGAAGAAGGGUGGACAAAUGAGUGGUUUUGCUUUUGUAACUAUGAGAAAAAAGGUAGCAGCUGAGAGAGCCGUUAAAGAGUCCGUGGGCCUCAAGAUUGAUGGUAGAGAAGUGGCUGUCGAUUUGGCAUUGGAAAAGUCAAAGUGGGAAGAGACUAAAGGAGACGAGGAAGAGGAAGAUGACGAAGAAGAAGAAGAAGAAGCCGAGGUUAAUGAGAACGACAAGGAAAAAUCUGACAGUGAUGCUGAGGAAGAAAAUGAAGACGAAGCAGAAGAUGCAGAUGAAAACGAUGACUUUCAUGACUUGAACGAUAUUAAAUCAGACGCCGAACCUGAUUCAGACGAAGAAAUUGAAGUUGAAGAAGAAGAAGAAAAGCCAAAACCUAAGAACAGGCAAGAGCAGUUCUCGAUCUUUGUUCGUAACAUACCGUAUGAUGCAGAUGAAGAAUCUUUGAAGGAACAUUUCAGUCAAUUCGGUGAAGUCAAAUAUGCAUUGCCCGUCAUAGACAAAGAAACAGGAUUGGCUAAGGGAUCUGCUUUCGUUGCAUUCAAGAAAGAAGAAGCAUUUGCAGACUGUGUGGACAAUGCUCCUUCGUCUGCCUCCACUUCUUUACUUAUUGCUGAUGAUGUUUCUCCUGCUUACGUUUAUCAAGGUCGUAUUUUAUCAAUUUCUCCAUCAGUUGAUAGACAAUCUGCUUCAAGAUUGGCCGAAAAGAAUUCAGAGAAGAGAAAAGAAGUCUUGGGUAAAGCACCUGGGGAGAAGGACAAGCGUAACUUGUUCUUGUUGAAUGAAGGUAGAAUUACCACUAACUCUAAAUUGGCACAAGUCAUUUCGAAAACUGAUCUUGAGUUAAGAGAAAAAUCUUACAAGUUGAGAGUGCAACAGUUAAACAAAAAUCCUACAUUGCAUUUGUCGUUAACCAGAUUAGCUAUUAGAAAUCUUCCUAGAGCAAUGAAUGAGAAGGCCUUGAGAGCAUUGGGUCGUAAGGCCGUUGUUCAGUUUGCUACUGAAGUAAAGGAAGGAAAGAGACAACCGUUAUCUAAAGAAGAAACUACCCGUUCCGAUAAGUUGAAGCAUGACAUGAACGAAUUUGAAAGCAAACCUAAAGAUGACGACAAGUCCAAGAAGAGCAGUAAGAACAAGGGUGUCAUCAAACAAGCAAAGGUUAUCAUGGAAGUGAAGGGAACUGGUGAAACUGGUCGUAGUAGAGGUUAUGGUUUCGUCGAAUUCAGAGACCACAGAGCUGCAUUGAUGGGUUUGAGAUGGUUGAAUGCCCAUGAAGUCACCAUUCCUGAAAUUUUGGAAGGUCUCACUGAUGAAGAGAAAAAGGUAGCUUCAUUAGAAGGUUUGGCCAAGAGAAACUUGAUCGUUGAAUUUGCAAUCGAAAAUGCUCAAGUUGUGAAGAGAAGAAGAGACAAGGUGUUCCUUUCUCGUAAUGGUUCUAAAGACUCAAAGGGUAACAUGAAUAAGGGUCCUAAAGAUAAGUCUGAGAAGAAACCAGAAAAGAAAUCUGACGUAUCUGAUGAAGUCAAAAAGAUCAUUGGUGCCAAGCGUAGACAAAGAAAGGGUAAGAAAUGA
Suhomyces tanzawaensis NRRL Y-17324 is the source of this 2046-nucleotide messenger RNA. RefSeq names its product mRNA-binding ribosome biosynthesis protein (gene NOP4). The record is from RefSeq and is a predicted model, not a curated record. Lineage: Eukaryota; Fungi; Ascomycota; Pichiomycetes; Serinales; Debaryomycetaceae. Gene Ontology annotation, molecular function: RNA binding. The coding region runs from base 1 to 2046 and encodes 681 amino acids. The transcript has 2 exons.